Aspergillus welwitschiae is the source of this 1317-nucleotide messenger RNA. RefSeq lists its product as uncharacterized. The record is from RefSeq and is a predicted model, not a curated record. NCBI's taxonomy places the organism in Eukaryota, Fungi, Ascomycota, Eurotiomycetes, Eurotiales, Aspergillaceae. The coding region runs from base 260 to 1165 and encodes 301 amino acids. The transcript has 3 exons.
GGUGAUGAUUGGCCCACCUGUCCAUGCACGCUGCACCAAGCAGGUUCAAAUUCUUGAUCAGGAGGUCUCGAUGCCCCGACGGAUAGCACGGAUUGCUUCCCCGGCCAUUCAAUAUCAACUGGGAAGUGAAUCACAUACUCCCGGAGGUAUGCAGCUUUCCCGACUCGAAGUCAAUUGAAUUGGAAUCUAUACCCUUCCUCCCACCCAAGUAGCACCAGACUUUACCACAUAAGGCAGGGUGAAUCAAGACUUGACGACAAUGGAACACCCAACAAGCACCCACACCAACAGUCCUCCCCUAGACAGCAUUUUCCUCCUCCUGCCAAUCCUCCUCCUACCAACCAUAUUCCUCCUCCACCGUAUCCACAAAGACUACCAAGCCUUCCUCGCCCUCGGGCCCGGCGGCACUCCCUCGACCCCAACAGGCUACCUCCGCAUCUGCCUCCUUCGGCUCUUCACAAUCAGGGACCCCUUCGAACCACCCUCCCUUCCACUGACCCUCCUCCCCAAGACCGGCCUCCUAAACACCAGCAGCCUCCCCCAACGCCAUGGCCCGCGCCCCACCGUCGCGGGAAUCGCUCCCCAGCGCCAAAUGACCCAAAAAGCCAAUCCAGCCAUGUACGAGACCCUCUCCCGCGAGAUCCAGCACCUCGUAUCCCAAAACCCCGAGGCCCUCUACGAAGGGACCUCGUGUUUCGAAAAACAUAGCACGGGCAUGUUCUGCUCCAGCACCGACACCCCCACCAACACCCACCAACAAGGUGGAGGCACACUCAAAGACCGCGACAUCUCCUCACUGAUGAUGUCCCGCAACCAACAAUGGCGUCAUCGCCGCACCUGCAACGGAGAAGUGUGCCACGCGCAUCCCAGCGACGGAAGUCUGCAUCUAACGCUGCAUCCGGCGGACGUGAAAGUUGUGAUCGAACGGGGCUGGGGCCAGCGGCAUCCAUUGACGCGAGAGAGCUGGUGGUGGUGUUAUUUGAGGACCGUGCCGACGGGGUUCGUCAUGAUAUAUGCGCCGAGAAAUCAAGAAGAGUUGGAAUGUGUCUUGAAGAUCAUCCGUGCUGCUGCGUGGUGGGUGAGCGGAGAGGAAUUGGUGCAGCAGAUGACGCAGAAGCGGGAGGGUGGACCUGUUCGUCGUCAAGUUGUGGAGGGAUGCAGGUGAGGCUAAUGAGCAUAUAUAUUCAUAUAUAUACACUGUAUACACACGGUAGUAUAGUAUAUCAGUUCGCAUAUAUAUAGUAUCGCAGAAAGAUAGUAAGUACUAUGGAAUAAUUGGGACAGGGGAUGUGGGAUGUGGUAAUGUGAUGUUGUUGA